This is a messenger RNA of Mesocestoides corti, 1260 nucleotides long. NCBI's taxonomy places the organism in Eukaryota, Metazoa, Platyhelminthes, Cestoda, Cyclophyllidea, Mesocestoididae. The record is from the annotation of a GenBank genome assembly.
AUGAAGGGACUCUUUACCGCUGAGGAGUUGAAUGCUGAUAACGCAAAAGAUAAGGCUGCAAAAACCGCAUUCCUAAAUAAGGUCGUCGACUUUGUUGCUGCUGCCCACAACCGCAGUCCAAAUGUCAAGGUUUCUAGCAUCAUUUCAGGAAAAGAUGCUGAUCGAACGAAUGUCCUCCUUCAGUUGCUCGCAGAUGCUGUCAAUAAGGGUGUUGACAAUGCGGCAUGUGUGUCAAAGGCUUUGGGAUUGAAACAAAUCGUCGACGAAAAUCCACCAAAAGCCGAAAAAAGAGAAAAGAAGAAAGAGCCGGCUACUUCAAGGCUUGACACAUCCCAAGAUCUAAGCAAGCGCGUCGCUGGUUAUUCGCGAAAACGAAUGCCCACUAGCACUCGCUCCAGAGAAAGGCUAGGGCGAAGUCGGGAAGUACUAAAAGUAAAAGGAAAAGAGGAGUCGUUAGUAGAAUCAAAGCACGCCGCAGAAAUUUCUUCGAAUAUUCUUGAAAGCAAGCAACCCCCCACCCCAUCUUCCCCACACCCUGAAAUCGUGGCAGAUGCAAAAGUUCCACUGCCCACCGCGACACCAAUUGAAGGCACUCUGUCGCCUCCCCUUCUAUCUCGACCCAGCAGGCCUCCAUCUCCCAAGGAUACCAUUAAACCGGCUGAAGGCAAGUUGCUGCUCAUUCGAGUUUCAAACGGGCAAGUGCGCAACCAAAUGUACUCCGGACCAGUAAUUUCCUCUGUUGCUGGAAUAAUGAUGGAAAAUGAGGCCCUUUCGGAUGACGACGAUGCUUUCAUUGAAGAGGAAACAGUUACCGGGGUUCAACUGUUGCGCGCCGGUGGUGAGAACAAUCUUAUCGAUGAUGGUGAGAGCAAAGAAAACCAUGGCGGACUGGUGACGAAACUUUUGCAAUCAAAGAAGGAGCUAAGUGUUGGGGACACCACUGCACCUGCAGGUGCCAAGCUGUCAAGUAUGGUUGUAUUUAAUGAAGCAGCGAAAAAACGGGAACGAGAGUCCAUCGAAUGCGAAAUGGAAAGGCUUUGUCAGGAUUUACAAGACCUCACUAGGUCGGCACUUCCUUUGGGCAAGUUAAUGGAUUUUAUGCAAGAGGACUUUGAAAGCAUGCAAAUGGAAUACAAGGAAUGGAAAAGUGAAAAUGAAAGACUUCAACAGCAGCUGAAGAAGACUGAUAGGGCUCUGAAGCGCAAUGGAGGAACAAAUGUGGCGUGCGAUGGUGAGUUGGAUUCUACCAUUCGCGGCUGA